This is a messenger RNA of Drosophila kikkawai, 758 nucleotides long. It is a transcript of the gene Taf12, whose product is annotated as TATA-box binding protein associated factor 12. Gene Ontology annotation, biological process: RNA polymerase II preinitiation complex assembly; DNA-templated transcription initiation. The record is from RefSeq and is a predicted model, not a curated record. NCBI's taxonomy places the organism in Eukaryota, Metazoa, Arthropoda, Insecta, Diptera, Drosophilidae. Gene Ontology annotation, molecular function: protein heterodimerization activity; TBP-class protein binding; DNA binding. Gene Ontology annotation, cellular component: SAGA complex; SLIK (SAGA-like) complex; transcription factor TFIID complex.
UUUAAACAACCCGGUCACACUAUUCGAGUUGGGCCAGAAAUUUCAGCUGCUUAUUUUUAUUUUGUAUUAUAAUUUAAGUAAAACAUAAGUGUAAGAGAAAAGUUUUAAGCCGGCUAUCAGUCACCACAACACGUACACAUCGGCCAUGGCCUCGCCCUCCCAGCACAGUCCGAUGACCAACAACAGCAACUCAUCCUCGCAGAACGGCGGUCCGAUGGCCGCGGGUUCGGUCUCUGGUUUGGGCACAGCAUCCGGUGGUGGUAGCAAGUCAUCUAAUCACUCAAACGCCGCAACCGGCAACGAGAACACACCCAUGCUCACCAAGCCGCGUCUCACGGAGCUCGUACGCGAGGUGGACACCACCACGCAGCUGGACGAAGAUGUCGAGGAGUUGCUGCUGCAGAUCAUUGAUGACUUUGUCGAGGACACCGUCAAGUCCACCAGUGCGUUUGCCAAGCACCGAAAGUCCAACAAGAUUGAGGUGCGCGAUGUGCAGCUCCAUUUUGAGCGCAAGUACAAUAUGUGGAUACCAGGAUUUGGAACGGACGAGCUUCGUCCCUACAAGCGCGCCGCCGUCACGGAGGCGCACAAGCAGCGCCUGGCUCUGAUCCGGAAAACGAUCAAAAAGUACUAGGCGGAGGCUUCAACCGGAUUUCGGGCCAUGCCACAAACUAUUUUAAGCUCCCACGUAGAAUAAGGAAAACAUUUACCCACGUUCUAGCGUAGUUAUUAAAGGAAUAAAGUACACAUUGAUUUUA